Messenger RNA from Iphiclides podalirius (scarce swallowtail), 549 nucleotides. Lineage: Eukaryota; Metazoa; Arthropoda; Insecta; Lepidoptera; Papilionidae. The record is from the annotation of a GenBank genome assembly.
AUGAGGCUUACCACACCGUUCGAUUUAUACGCGACGCUCUCGGAUCUUGUUAAUUUAGAUAAAAUAAAAAACGACAGAAUUCCUCAACGCACUUCUUCGUUUUAUUCACAUGACAGAAGUAUCAGUUUAUUUUUGCCGAUACCGAGCAACAGGACGUGUCAAAAGGCCGGUAUUGACGAUCAUUGGUGCACGUGUCAUACGGGAAAAAAGAUAUCUACUGCCAGCAUAGAAGCCGCAGAAGCCGCUGCGUUUUUGGUGCGGCGGCUAAAUUUGAUAGUGCGCCCUCACGUGCAAUGCGAACGGCUCCGGCUUGCCGAUUUGCUGGAGGUAACCGAAAUGUUGGUUGGCAUGCCGGGUGAGGACGAGGUGGGUUGGCGGGAAUUCAUGGUGACCGUGCGCAUGGCUCCCGGCGGUGGACUGUUUGAGGCAACCCUACGGCGCGAUAAUGGCGGCUGGACGUUGGCGGGAACUAUCAGCCGGCUGAACCUUUACGGCGAUCAAAGCCGUUGCGUUCACGACUAUCAACUUAAGCUGUAUUGUUAUUGUAAA